Messenger RNA from Macrosteles quadrilineatus (aster leafhopper), 3735 nucleotides. Its product is annotated as beta-1,4-mannosyltransferase egh-like. NCBI's taxonomy places the organism in Eukaryota, Metazoa, Arthropoda, Insecta, Hemiptera, Cicadellidae. Gene Ontology annotation, cellular component: cytoplasm. The record is from RefSeq and is a predicted model, not a curated record. Gene Ontology annotation, molecular function: beta-1,4-mannosyltransferase activity. The coding region runs from base 1 to 774 and encodes 257 amino acids. The transcript is spliced from 3 exons.
AUGGAGGAGAAAAAAAUCUCUAGGUCAUCCAGAUCAGGUGGUCAUGUGCACAGGUUAUGCAAUGGUCCUUAUGUAGUAGGCCUACAGACACAGCUACUGCACACAAUAUACACCAUCCUGUGUACAUUGGCUCUGGAGCACAAAGGACCUGUGUCAGUAGUCAGGAUGGAGGAGGAACAAUCUCAAGGUCAUCCAGGUCAGGUUGGAGCCGAGCGUCAGGUCUCCUUUGACAACGGCUUGGAUGGUUCAGUGGCUGAGGAUUGCUUCUUUGCCAUGAGGGCCUUCCAGAAGGGAUUUUCAUUCGCCUUUGUUGAAGGUGAAAUGUGGGAGAAGUCACCAUUCUCUCUGUGGGAUUUUGUCCAACAGCGUAAACGGUGGCUGCAAGGCAUUCUCCUGGUGGUUCACUCCAAGCAGUUGGCUGCCAAGACCAAGUUUCUCCUGGCCAUCUCCUGCUACUCCUGGGUGACAAUGCCUCUCUCUACCUCUAACAUCGUGCUGGCUGCUCUGUGUCCGAUCCCCUGCCCACCCGUCAUGGAUUUUCUCUGCGCUUUCAUUGGAGCAGUCAACAUCUACAUGUACGUGUUCGGUGUCGUCAAGUCCUUCUCCCUCUAUAGGUUCGGCCUUCUGCGGUUUUCCCUAUGCAUUGCAGGCGCUCUCUGUACCAUACCUGUCAACAUCUGUAUAGAAAAUCUCGCGGUAAUUUGGGGACUUUUCGGGAACAAACACAAAUUCUACGUGGUCAACAAAGAGCUGAGGCCGCCGGUGACGGUUUAGAGCGUUCCUUCAUUCCAUCAGCACAAAGUCACCUUCAUCCCGGUCCAGCUCUGUUCAUCUGACUCUACAGGGUAUGAGUAUUUUGUUAGUUUUUGUAUCCAAGACUGAUUUGUGUUUUCUGUACAUAAGCAACGUUGAAAGAAGUUUUAUAUCGCCAUACAAUACUUUGAUCAGUGUUAUUCAUUUACACUUUUAAGUCUUUGCCUUAUUUUUCAGUUUGAAUCUACAAAAGUUCACCCUUCAUUACUGAUUAUUUGCCAUCUGGAAACAUCCAUCUGAUUGUUAACAGAUAUAUAAUGUAUGUGGUUUAUUUACCAGUAGAAGUUCUUGUCCACAGUCAGAUUGGCAUAGCUGCAGCUUAACACCUGAACUGUACUUACCUAAUGUUCAGUCAUAUACUGGAUCUCGCCUGAACAAAGAAUGAGGUCUUACAGCCGAGUUUGUGUGCAUCUUGUAAAUAUUUAUCACUAUUACAUAAAACAUUCAUUUUGUAAUGUUUACAGUGUUAUAUAAUAUAUACAUAAUUUUGCUGCAUAUUAGAUUGUUAAUUUAUUUGUAUUAUGAAGCUUAGGUACUUAAAACACUUCCUAAGCAGCAGCACGGUUAUUUUUUGGUUAAUUUUACAAAAAUUGUGUAUUUGUUCAUUUUAGCAUAUAAUUCGUGCAAUUCUUUAAUCACUAUCAAAUUGUCAAAGUGAGUUAAAGCAAAAUUUAAUACCACACUUAAAAAGAUUAAACUUUAUACUACAGUGAUAAUUUUGACUUACCUAAAUGAAAACUUCUGGUAUAUUUUCAAUUUUGUAUAAAUGAUGUAAAAUAAAUUCUAAGUUUUAAUUGGUAGUAUUUUUAUACAAGCUCGCAAACAAUAUACUGCUGAGCAGUAUAAUGAGGGUUUGCAGUCUUUGUCAUAAAAAUUAAGUUGAAUAUAUCAUCGGUUAGUUUAAUAACCUAAACAAUAUAAUUUGUUGAGGACAGUUGAAAUGAAAGUCUAUUGUUUAAGUUAACUAUUUAACCUUUAAAGUGAACUAUUUAACCAUCUAUAAAACACAGUAUACUGUAUUUUUCUGCUAAAAUGACCAAAUACCUAAUAGAAUUGUAUUUGUUUUGUGAGCCUCAUAUAUUGAGGUUUUAUUGUGAUAUAUUAUUAGAAUUUUAUAAUUAAUUUUUGUCCUUAAGCAAGCAGCUCUGUAGAAGUGCCAGCUGACUUAGAUAGUCGUAGGAACACUGACAUUCUGUAGUUCUCUGGCAGAAAAUACUCUUGCUACAGGUAAUUUGUGGCUAAUCACUCUCACGAUAGAUUUAAUUAUUUAUUACUUGCACAUUAUAAGCCAACAUAUCUUUUAUUGUAUAUUACAAUUAUGUUUUUAUAAAGUAAAAAUGUAUGUGGUAUUGAUUACUCAGUUUACAUCAUAACUGUGUUAAAAAAUGUCUAUAUUACUUAAAAGUUUCUUUUUAAGGCUCUUGUAAUCCUACGGUUAAACCAGGGUGAAAUUUUUUUUGUUUUUGUUAUUAAUUUUAAAAUAUUUCUUAUCAAAACAAAUAUUAUAAUACGAAGAAACACUCUGGUAUGUGUUAGUUGAAUUGAUUCAACAACAACUUUACUUGUUAUAAUUAGAAACUAAAGUCUUAAAUGGAACCUAGUUCCGUUCUAUCAGUGAUGUUAAAAAGAAUUUGUAUUGGAACAAAAUUAAAUUUGUAACAUGCCCUAUUUUAGGUGUUGUAUUGUAUGAGGGGCGAUGGUCACAGCACGUCAACCGAAACUUAUUGUGCAUUAAUUUAGGUAACUCGUUGGAUGUGAUUAGUGUUCAUAUACCGAUAAAUUAAAUAUAGUUGCAUUUUAAAUAGAAGUACAGUCUGUGGUGGUAAUGUAAUGUAAUUGAAAAUUAGCAUAAGGAAUAAUUAAUUUUUAGUAAUUGCAAUUUCUUGCCGAAAUGUUUUACUUAGUAGAAUUUCUUGCUUAGUAAGGACUUAAAAGUUUUAUUUUAAAAUGCUAAUGUUGUUAUUAUCUUUUCUGUUUAUUUGGUCUCGCAAUUUUUAUUUGAGCCAUAAACCGUUACCGUACAAAAUUACAAAAAUCUUCUGAACAAGGAAUUUAUUGCAUAAUGGCUAUUUUCAGUACAAGUAAUUCUUUGUUCUAUCGAUACAUAGUUAUUUCUAUUUGCAUCAAUUGGCUCUUAGCUAAUGGUAAUAGUUUGUUAUGAUUAUUUUCAAAGAUACUUGUAUAGCCAAUGCAAAUUUUUUCAUGUCUCGUAACAUCUAAAUGCCUUGGCCCACUUAAAUGUUAUAGCCUAUACGCUAUGGACAUAUAUUAUUUCGUCAGCCACUGUAUGACUUUAUCAUAUGAAUUAGUACUAUUCCCUAAAAAUAGUGUUGUAAGGCAAUGUUUUGUUGAUCUUCAAUCAAUAAGCUUUUUAUCUCGUUUGAGAAAUACUUUAAACAGAAGUCAAUAAGGUGAACCAAAUCCUCAGCUUAGAAGAUUAGAAAAAUACUUUAAUAAACAGAACAAUUUAAAAACUUAUAAAGUUAUGAAUAAUAAUAAAUGAACAAGUUUUAGCAACAAAUUAUAAGCUUUAAAAGUACUCUGCUUAACUAAAGCUUCUGAAGAAACGAAUAUCGUUUGAAACAAAUUACUUAUAAUAUAUUUUAAACGUUUUAAAAAACAAAAAUGUGAUAGCCACAAAUUAACUGUUUACUUAGACCUAGAAUGUUUAUUACAUAGCCAUUGCUAAGUCUUGUCAAAUAUUAGUCUAUUCCAUCUAUGUAAUAUUCAAGCAAAGUAUUCUUAGGUAAUAAACAUUAAAUAAUUACUAUUGAGUAUUUAAAAGUUGAGUAACUAAGUUACAUUUUGUUACACAGUACCUACUACUAUUGUAUUUAGUUGUUAAAAUGAAUCUAGACUUAAAUAUGAAAGUGUGAAUCCAACUUUACCUUGAAAUAAAAGGAACCUGUUUUAAUACAACAA